AUGGCGACUUCCACACCUCGGAAGACAUGUGUCUUAUCGGACACUUGUAUCCUCUGCGGAUUUUCGUUUAUACAGAUUGAAAGAAAAGAAAAUGGUGAGGAAAAGGUUCACAAGUUUUUCGAGACAAAGUUAAGACUAAACACCGAAAGAAUAGAUAACAUAAAACAACUAACAGGACUGACAGACAUUGAUGUCACAACAAAUGCAGGUGUGUAUAAAAAGUGUUAUCGAUCAGUUGAAUCUAUAAUGAAAACCGAAUCCAAAAAUGAGCAAAUAAAACAGAGGUUUCGCGAGGUGGCACAGAGAACAAUACAAACACUCACGUUGCAGCUGCUUUCCCCUCGGAGAAAGUCCAUAACUAAACGGAUGCUUAGGAGCCCGUCCUUGCCAUCUUCAAAAAAGCAGACUUUCGACGUAUCCUACGGCAAGCUCGUGGAAAUAGCACCAUUCAAAGAUUUGACAAAUAGAACAGAUUUGCAGAAAACAGAGCUGCCUCUUACAUAUCAACCGCCUAGUUGUAGUUCAUUUACUGGUAUCCCUAUUGCACCAAAGGAGAAACAAGGUAUGCUUAAAAAGUUUGAGGUUGUGAAUUCUACGAAUGAAUAAAUUUGGCCACCUUUCUUUAUUCACAUACUUCAUGUACUUAAUCAUAUUAAUUUUGACAGUGUGGUGAAUUAAUCAUAUA
Molecule: messenger RNA, 685 nt
Organism: Saccostrea cuccullata (small rock oyster)
Lineage: Eukaryota; Metazoa; Mollusca; Bivalvia; Ostreida; Ostreidae
Exons: 2
Coding region: 1-606 (201 amino acids)
Source: RefSeq, a predicted model, not a curated record